AUUUUGAGCCCUUCUCUUAUUUCGCGAAACGAUAGUUAGCUGUCUAUCUUUACGGGGCAGUAAGCCAGCAACCAAACAAAGCCAACACCGCCAGCAAAAACCCUAGUUGCCAUUCCUGUGCAGGCGUCCAAGUACCCCAUUACCAUCAAACAUCUCUAAGAUCUUUUUGUUCCCAAUAUUUUGUUUUUGAAUUUUUAUAUAACAGAUUUCUUUCACCAUCUAUUUUGUUCUCCAUGUCAACCAUCGCAAUGCUUCGUGAUCAUCCGGUGAUCUAUUAUUUUAGUUAUUGAAUGCUUGAGAUUUAUCAGGGGUUUUAGUUCUUUGCUGGGUUAGUACUAUUUUAGCAGUUACUUUGAGCUGUGGGUCGUUUUGCUAUGGUACCGUACUUGGAUUUGUCACCAUCUCCAUGAAGGGUAGAGAUUUUAAUCAAAAACCCAACUUCGAACCUGGGGUUCCUAAUAGAAAACUUGAUCAUCUUCAAGUAGAGAAUUUUGGGUAUCUAACUAGGCCUACAUAUGGCGUGGGGUUACAGAUGACCCUUUUUUCAUUCACAACUCGUGCCUCAAGGGUUCGAGCCGCCUCCAAGAUUUUCAUUCCUCAUUAUCACAUGCAAUUUCACGGAGGAUCUCACCCGCAAGGCAAUAAAGAGGUAAAGCUAGUGCAAAAGCACGAGGCUUGGUUCGUUAAGGUUGUGUGCACUCUCUUUGUUUGUUCACAACCUUUGGAUAAUGGCUUUUUGGGUUAUUUGAGCAAGAAUUUGACUCCUUUAGUUGAAUUUGAAGUUGUUAAAAGGUUAAACAAUCCGACAUAUGGGUUGAAGUUUUUCGAGUUCAGUAGGGUAAAUUUUAAUAUUACUCAUUCUUUUUGGACAUAUAAUUUGCUUAUAAGGUCAUUUUGUCAUAUGGGUCUACUUGACUCGGCUAAAUUAGUUUUUGAUUAUAUGAGGAUUGAUGAGCAUUUGGCUGAUAGUACUAUGGUAGGAUUUAUGGUUUCGGCUUUUGGGAGGGCGGGUAAGUUUGGUAUGGCAAAGAAGUUACUUGCUGAGAUUCAGUCGGACGAAGUGGGGGUCGGCAUUUUUGCAUUAAACAACUUGUUGAAUAUGAUGGUUAAGCAAAAUAUGCUAGAAGAGGCAGUUAGCUUAUAUAAAGAGAAUUUAGGAUCAAACUUUUACCCGGAUAAUUGGACGUUUAAUAUUCUAAUUCGAGGCCUGUGCAGAGUUGGGAAGGUGGAUCAGGCUUUUGAAUUUUUUAAUGAUAUGAGGAGUUUUGGUUGUUUUCCUGAUAUUGUUACGUAUAACACAAUUAUAAAUGGGUUAUGUAGGGCAAAUGAGGUAGAUAGAGGUCACAAGUUUUUGAAUGAAAUUCAAUCAAGAGAUGAUUGUUCACCUGAUGUUGUGACUUAUACAUCAGUCAUAUCUGGUUAUUGCAAGUUGGGUAAGAUGGGGGAGGCCUCUGCUCUUUUUAAUGAGAUGAUUAGUUCUGGAAUCGUGCCUAGUGUUGUUACUUUUAAUGUUCUGAUUGAUGGUUUUGGCAAGGUUGGUGAUAUGCUAUCUGCUAAAUCCUUGUAUGAGAAGAUGGUUUCUUUUGGUUGCAUUGCUGAUGUUAUUACCUUCACUUCCUUGAUUGAUGGGUACUGUCGCAUUGGAGAUGUGAAUCAGAGUCUGCAGCUUUGGAAUGCAAUGAAAGUGAGAAAUGUAUCUCCAAAUGUUUAUACCUUUGCUAUUACUAUUAAUGCUUUAUGCAAGGAAAAUAGACUACAUGAGGCUUGUGAAUUUUUGAGGGAGUUGCAAUGUAGGAAUAUUGUUCCAAAACCGUUUAUCUUCAACCCUGUGAUUGAUGGGUUCUGCAAGGCUGGAAAUUUGGAUGAGGCCAAUCGGAUAGUAAUGCAGAUGGAGGAGAAGAAAUGUUACCCUGAUAAAGUGACAUAUACUAUUCUCAUUAUUGGGCACUGUAUGAAGGGAAGAAUGCUUGAAGCAAUUAGCAUUUUUGAUAAAAUGUUAUCAGUUGGUUGUACCCCAGAUAAUGUCACGAUACAUUCUCUGAUAUCAUGCCUUUUGAAGGCUGGGAUGCCUAAUGAAGUCUACCGUAUUACAACAAUAGCAUCACAGGAUAUGAGGUUGGCAGGUUCAUCAUCCUUGGAUAACAAUGCUCCUUUGAGGAUAAACAGAGAUGUUCCUGUGGCUGCUUAGGCAAAAAGCUCCCCAUCACUGAAUUUGGUGUCAUUCCGAGAUAUGGAGAAGUUUCUUUGUCAUAUCCAAUUAAGCAUAUCCAGCUUGAAGCACAAACAACCUUCCAUUCAGAUAGCGGAUAAGCAUUUUUCCUGGUAUUGGUGGAAACCUCAAUGGUAUUCUGUUGUUGCCUCUUACAUUACAUGAGGGUACUAUAGGAGAUUAAAAGCUGCAACAUCUUAAAUCUGAAUUUGGUAGGGGAACAUCACCAAUGGAUGUUUGGCUUCAAAUGCUGGAUGAUGCUAUAGAAAACAGACAUGAUGCUGAAUGAGUUGCAAAGUACCACGGAGAUUGGCCAUUUGCCCUUUCAGUUUAGUAUGGCAUUCCAUGUCAAAUGAAAUCUCCAAACACGAUAAUGUAAAAUCAAGCAAUUUCGUGUUUAGGGUAAGGAAAAGGAAUAAGAUAGAUCAAUUUCAUGUCUAGAUUUUAUUUUUUCAUUUCUUCUUGGCAGUUCAAUAUUGUUUGAUUUUUGGCCUCUCACAUUCUACAUGUUCCUCGCAAUGUUGAGUCUGUACAAAUCGUUAGAAAUUUUCAAAAAUGAAUGAAAUUUCUUCUUUUUGAUUUAUGUAAUUCAAAUUUAGGGACGAAAAAUUAAUAAAAAAAAUUUGCAAGUGCUAAGUAUGACUCUUAAUCUAGCUGGAUUCCAGCUCUUAAAGGAGAUGGCUGAAUCAUUUAGCUACAAAAAUGUCUUUUAGAAGGUAAAGGUCCCAAAGUUCUGGGAACCUGGUGGAGCGGG
Durio zibethinus is the source of this 2963-nucleotide messenger RNA. RefSeq lists its product as uncharacterized. The record is from RefSeq and is a predicted model, not a curated record. NCBI's taxonomy places the organism in Eukaryota, Viridiplantae, Streptophyta, Magnoliopsida, Malvales, Malvaceae. Gene Ontology annotation, molecular function: protein binding.